Messenger RNA from Ochotona curzoniae (black-lipped pika), 5322 nucleotides. RefSeq names its product UPF2 regulator of nonsense mediated mRNA decay (gene UPF2). NCBI's taxonomy places the organism in Eukaryota, Metazoa, Chordata, Mammalia, Lagomorpha, Ochotonidae. Bases 1273 to 4038 code for a protein of 921 amino acids. The record is from RefSeq and is a predicted model, not a curated record. Gene Ontology annotation, biological process: nuclear-transcribed mRNA catabolic process, nonsense-mediated decay. The transcript has 20 exons. Gene Ontology annotation, cellular component: cytoplasm; exon-exon junction complex. Gene Ontology annotation, molecular function: protein binding; RNA binding.
UAGAAGCUUUUCUAUCUGUCUUUCUGUAAAUUUUCUUUCAAAUGUACAUAAUUUUGUCUUAAAACAAUUGAUAACAUGGCUUAAUAAAUUCCUUUUACCUUAGGACAUCUAGGCAACCUCUUUAGUGAAGAAGCGGAUGCCUAACUGCACCAACGAUCUAUGAGAACUGCCCUAAUUGGCCUAAUACUAGUUUUCCAGAAGGGCAUAUUAUAGGAUGCUGCUAAAAUGAUCACUUUUUCUCCCUCUGGAGGCUUGAGGCUUUUGUGUGUCAUGAAAAUAAAUCACAAGCAGUAAUUUUUCCCAGUAAGGGAUCUCUUGGUUGUAGUAAUAGUAGAAAACCAAGUGUCAAGCUAAUUGAUAUUUAAGAUUCACAUUUAGUUAAAUUUCUUUAAGCUUUUAUUCAAUAUCUUUUAAAAAGAUGGGAUGUUCUGUAUCAUUUUCAGUUUAGUAAGCUUAAAUGCUGUUGGUCUUUUUGGUUAACUUGGAAGAUACAUCCUAUACAGAUUGUGAUCUGCACUCACUACAAUUUAUACUUAGUAAUUUAUUCAACUGUUUUUUAAGCAUAGGUUAGUAAAAAUCUCUGGUACUUUCCUAAAGAUGUUGUAAUGAAUUAGUGAAGGAUGUGGUUGACACCAAGUGUUUUAAUUCUUAUUGUAUCUUUAUGGAUGGAUGUUAGAUAAUUGGUACUGUUUCCAGAUAUUCGAGGCUUUUGCUGUUGUAAGAAAAGGAUACAGUUGGGUGAAUUUAAUAGAUUAAAAAGUCUAAAUGAUUUGUACUUAAUUUUAAUCAUUUUGGUUCAAUGAUUGAUCUGGGGAGUUAAAACUAAUAAUUCUGUGUUUGAAAAUAUUUAGUAAUAGCAGUUGCUAGUUUUGCCUUUUGUUAGUUCAUUGCUCUAAUUUAUGCUUUGAAUUGCUUUGUACACAGAAACCUAGAGCUCCUAUUAUUUUUGAGGCUUGGUAAAGCCUGGUUUGAAGAUUGCUUAAUUUUUGUUGCCUAUAGCAAUGUUAAUUUAUGUAACAGAAUUUUAUUCUUUCAGUUUAUCAACAUCAUUAAUUCAGAAAUUAAGACAUAAUUCUUGCGUAAAUAAUAUGAAGUAUCCUAAUUUAUGUUUUCCUCCCCAGUUGAUGGGAAUGAUGCCAAGUUUGUUUCCAGCAGUGAGUUAGGAUCCUCGUGAUUGUGUGCUUGCUCUUGGAGUUCAGCAGAUAUGUAUAGUGCAGACUCUUUCCUCACUCCAUCAUUAGUAGAAUUAAGCAGUUUCUUUCUUUCUUUUUCAUGAAAAUUCAUGCGGUAUUAAUUUACCAGUGUUCGAAUUUUAGAAACCUACUAGCGUUAAGACUAGUGUGGCAUUUACGUUCACUUUUUUCAAGGCGUAUUCUUCAUUCUAAAGGAGAGCUAAGUGAAGAUAGACAUAAACAGUAUGAGGAAUUCGCCAUGUCUUAUCAGAAACUGCUGGCCAAUUCUCAGUCCUUAGCAGACCUCUUGGAUGAAAAUAUGCCAGAUCUUCCUCAGGACAAACCAACACCAGAAGAGCAUGGACCUGGAAUUGAUAUAUUUACGCCUGGUAAACCUGGAGAAUAUGACUUGGAAGGUGGCAUAUGGGAAGAUGAAGAUGCUCGGAAUUUUUAUGAGAACCUCAUUGAUUUGAAAGCUUUUGUUCCAGCCAUCUUGUUUAAAGACAAUGAAAAAAGUUGUCAGAAUAAAGAUUCUAAUAAAGAGGAUUCCAAAGAGGCAAAAGAAUCUAAGGAUAAUAAGGAGGUGUCAACUCCUGAUGAUCUGGAACUUGAGCUGGAGAAUCUGGAAAUUAAUGAUGACAACUUGGAGUUAGAGGGUGGAGAUGAAGCUGAGGAUCUUACAAAGAAACUCCUUGAUGAACAAGAACAAGAGGAUGAAGAAGCCAGCACUGGGUCUCACCUCAAGCUCAUAGUGGAUGCUUUCCUACAGCAGUUGCCCAAUUGUGUCAACCGGGAUCUGAUAGACAAGGCAGCAAUGGAUUUUUGCAUGAACAUGAACACAAAAGCAAACAGAAAGAAGUUGGUACGGGCACUCUUCAUAGUUCCUAGACAAAGGCUGGAUUUGUUACCAUUUUAUGCAAGAUUGGUUGCCACAUUGCAUCCCUGCAUGUCUGAUGUAGCAGAGGAUCUUUGUUCCAUGUUGAAGGGGGAUUUCAGAUUUCAUGUACGUAAAAAGGACCAGAUUAAUAUUGAAACCAAAAAUAAAACUGUUCGUUUCAUUGGAGAAUUAACCAAGUUUAAGAUGUUCACAAAAAAUGACACAUUACAUUGCUUAAAGAUGCUUCUGUCAGACUUUUCUCAUCACCAUAUUGAAAUGGCCUGCACUCUCCUGGAGACAUGUGGACGAUUUCUUUUCAGAUCCCCAGACUCACACCUAAGGACCAGUGUGUUGCUGGAACAAAUGAUGAGAAAGAAACAAGCCAUGCAUCUUGAUGCAAGAUAUGUCACAAUGGUGGAGAACGCAUAUUACUACUGCAACCCCCCUCCAGCUGAAAAGACAGUAAAAAAGAAACGUCCUCCUCUCCAGGAGUAUGUGCGGAAACUUCUGUACAAAGACCUUUCUAAGGUUACCACUGAAAAGGUUUUGAGACAGAUGCGGAAGUUGCCCUGGCAGGACCAAGAAGUGAAAGAUUAUGUUAUUUGUUGUAUGAUAAACAUUUGGAAUGUAAAAUAUAACAGUAUUCACUGUGUAGCCAACCUCUUAGCAGGACUAGUGCUCUACCAAGAAGAUGUUGGGAUCCACGUUGUGGAUGGAGUCUUAGAAGAUAUCCGAUUGGGAAUGGAGGUCAACCAACCUAAAUUUAAUCAGAGACGUAUCAGCAGCGCCAAAUUCUUGGGAGAGCUGUAUAAUUACCGCAUGGUGGAAUCAGCUGUUAUUUUUAGGACUCUGUAUUCUUUUACUUCCUUUGGUGUUAAUCCUGAUGGUUCUCCAAGUUCCCUGGACCCUCCUGAGCAUCUUUUCAGAAUUCGACUUGUUUGCACUAUUUUGGAUACCUGUGGCCAAUACUUUGACAGAGGUUCCAGUAAACGAAAACUCGAUUGCUUCCUUGUAUAUUUUCAGCGUUAUGUUUGGUGGAAGAAAAGUUUGGAGGUUUGGACAAAAGACCAUCCAUUUCCUAUUGAUAUAGAUUACAUGAUCAGUGAUACACUAGAACUGCUCAGACCAAAGAUCAAACUCUGUAAUUCUCUGGAAGAAUCCAUCAGGCAGGUACAAGACUUGGAACGUGAAUUCUUAAUAAAACUAGGCCUAGUAAAUGACAAGGAUUCAAAAGAUUCUAUGACUGAAGGGGAAAAUCUUGAAGAAGAUGAUGAAGAAGAAGAAGGAGGUGCUGAAACAGAAGAGCAAUCUGGAAAUGAGAGUGAAGUCAAUGACCCAGAAGAAGAGGAAGGCUCUGAUGAUGAGGAGGAGGGAGAAGAAGAGGAAGAAGAGAACACAGAUUACCUUACAGAUUCCAAUAAGGAGAAUGAGACUGAUGAAGAGAACACUGAGGUUAUGAUUAAAGGAGGUGGACUGAAGCAUGUACCUUGUGUAGAAGAUGAGGACUUUAUUCAAGCUCUGGAUAAAAUGAUGCUGGAAAAUCUUCAGCAACGAAGCGGAGAAUCUGUUAAAGUGCACCAGCUUGAUGUUGCUAUUCCUUUGCAUCUCAAAAGCCAAUUGAAGAAAGGUCCCCCGCUGGGUGGUGGGGAAGGAGAGGCAGAGUCCUCGGACACCAUGCCGUUCGUCAUGCUGACAAGAAAAGGCAAUAAACAACAGUUUAAGAUCCUUAAUGUGCCCAUGUCUUCCCAACUUGCGGCAAAUCAUUGGAACCAGCAACAAGCAGAACAGGAAGAGAGAAUGAGAAUGAAAAAGCUCACUCUAGAUAUCAAUGAACGGCAAGAACAAGAAGAUUAUCAAGAAAUGUUACAGUCUCUUGCACAGCGUCCGGCUCCAGCAAACACCAAUCGUGAGCGACGGCCUCGUUACCAACAUCCAAAGGGAGCACCUAAUGCAGAUCUAAUCUUUAAGACUGGUGGGAGGAGACGUUGAUCCAGCAGCACGUGUCAUUUCAUUAGGUCCUGUAUCUGAUGUUGUGGAUAGUGGAGUCCUCCAGCAAUUGAAUGAGAGCAGUGGACACAUCUCAGCAUGUCGGUCUAGAGAGUUGUGAAUCUAAACCUGGGACAGGCUGGGGCCAUGGGGCAGAAACACCAGCCUCUGCCAACACCGGAACAAGCCAACAAGCCGAAGCUUCCAGACAAGGCAGAAAAGGCCUUUUGUAAUGGAAAUCACGUGAGGGUUAAUCUUCUCUUGAGAAUGGCAGUCAAGAAAUGAGAUGGUUCACCUGAAUACUGAGCAGUUACACCCAGAAGAGCGUCAAAGAGGUGGUUGAGCCGGAGAAGAAACGGUUAUGGUGGUAUGAUAUAGGGUAAAUGAACUUGAGUUUUUAACUUAAUUGAGUUACAGUGUCUCUGAAUUGAACAUCUCAUGUUGGAAGAAGAUACUUUUGGGGGCUCCAGGACUAAAGUAGAAAAGUAUAGAGUAAACAGUAAAAUCUUCUAGUGAAAACUUACAUGCAGGACAACAAAAUGAUGAGAGAUAUCCAAAUACCAGACAAAUCCACCAGGAAGGCUUUUGUUUAGGAGGUUGUUUCAAGAAGAACCAGGGAUGAGGGAGGAAAAAAAUGCUUUAUCCAUCGGAGUCAGUCAUACAAAAUUGCCUAUUAGCAUGAAAGAAAAAUGUGAAGACUGUUAAUACGCGAAGAGUGUGAAUUCAGAUGGCUUAGAAAAGUCUGAUACCAGCCUACAAGCAGGGAUAGAGUUGAGCCCAUUGUAAGUAUCAUUGAAAACAAAAUGUGCCAGUCAGCAUGUCACAGAAAACGAACGAAGGACAACAAGAAGUGGAUCAGAAUAUUUUGUUGACCUUCAUGGGUUUACAGCCUGUGUCUCUAAACAAAGUAUGGAAACAAGUAGAGCUUUUAUUUUGCUUUUGUUUUCAUUUUGUUUUGUUUUGUUCCCCACCUUACCCCCAAAUAGAAAGGAGGGUUCUUAGUCUGUUUCUGACAAUCUGUUAAUUUAAUAGAAUAGCUGUCUUUCGUUUGCUUCCCAGUAGGCAUAGUGGAUUUAGUUAGAGAGCACAUCUGUAUGCUACAACUUGAUUACAUCUUUUUCUAGCUAUUUUGCAUUUUUCUUUUACCAUGUUUCAGUUUCUGCAUGUAGAUUUAAAUAGGAAACAAAACUUGUAAAGUUGUACCAUUUCACUUGGAAAUGCUGCCCAAUCUUCACCAGCUUCAGAAAUUUGACCUUUGCCAAUGCUGCAAUAAAGUGUUGUAAUUUA